Medicago truncatula (barrel medic) is the source of this 867-nucleotide messenger RNA. Its product is annotated as probable E3 ubiquitin-protein ligase RNF217. The record is from RefSeq and is a predicted model, not a curated record. Gene Ontology annotation, biological process: protein ubiquitination. The transcript has 2 exons. Gene Ontology annotation, molecular function: ubiquitin-protein transferase activity; zinc ion binding. Bases 48 to 854 code for a protein of 268 amino acids. Lineage: Eukaryota; Viridiplantae; Streptophyta; Magnoliopsida; Fabales; Fabaceae.
ACGGCGUCGCGCUGCUAGUGAAACAAGUUCCAAAACAAGAAUCAAUCAUGAAGCGCUCACUCUCAGCAUGUAAUAGGAUGAAGAGAAAAUCUCAUUCAGAAAUCAAUGAUCAAAAGAAGAAGAAACCUGCACUCACACCGGUUAGGAGUUCAUCACAAUCAUUGAUCUUUGAUAGCAAGCCAGAAAAAUUAUUCACAAAGACGAUUGGUGGUGAAUCCUCACGAAGCUUAUGUGGUAUAUGCUUUGAUUUGAAAACAGAUUCAGAUAUGUUCAAAAGAAAGAGUUGCAACCACCUCUUUUGUGUUGAAUGUAUUUCCAAAUAUGUGGUUUCUCAAAUUAACAACAAUGUGGUUAAGGUGACUUGUCCAACUCCAAAUUGUUUUGUGAAAUUUGAGCCGAGACAUUUGAAACAUAUUUUGCCUAGAGAAUUUAUUGAUAGAUGGGAACUUGCAGUGUAUGAGUCUAAAAUUGCAUUGGACCAAAAGACUUAUUGUCCAUUUAAGAAUUGUUCUGUUUUGUUGGUUAAUGAUAAUAAUAGGGGUGUGGUUUUGACUAGUUGCGAGUGUCCAUCUUGUCACCGACUAUUUUGUGCACAAUGUAAGGUUCCAUGGCAUGCGGAGAUGAAUUGUCAGGAGUUUCAAGAUUUGAAACGUCCUAAAAAGGAACAAGAUUUGGAUGAUAAAUUUUUGGAGUUGGCUAACAGAAAGAAGUGGCAGAGAUGCCCAAAUUGCUCUAUCUAUGUCAAGAGAAGUGAUGGAUGUGAACACAUGAAAUGCAGGUGUAAAUGUAACUUCUGCUACCAUUGUGGGGAGGAAUGGAAGCAUGGGCAUUUAUGCGAGAAGAGAAAAUAUUGAUGAUUCCCCUAUU